Rhea pennata is the source of this 4324-nucleotide messenger RNA. It is a transcript of the gene TMEM86A, whose product is annotated as transmembrane protein 86A. NCBI's taxonomy places the organism in Eukaryota, Metazoa, Chordata, Aves, Rheiformes, Rheidae. The transcript is spliced from 3 exons. Bases 128 to 841 code for a protein of 237 amino acids. Gene Ontology annotation, molecular function: hydrolase activity. Gene Ontology annotation, cellular component: membrane. The record is from RefSeq and is a predicted model, not a curated record.
GGCGGGAGGGAGGCGGUGCGCGCACCGGCCGACAAACAAACAAACGGGCGGGCGGGCGGACGGACGGACCGACCGACCGACCGACCGACCGACCGACCGACCGACUCACCCGCGUGCCGCCGCCGACAUGGUGUCCCCUGUCACCGUGGUGAAGAGUGAAGGCCCCAAACUGGUGCCCUUUUUUAAAGCCACUUGUGUCUAUUUUGUCCUCUGGUUGCCAACUUCCAGCCCUUCCUGGUUCAGUGCCCUCAUCAAGUGUCUGCCCAUCUUCUGCUUGUGGGUUUUUCUCCUGGCGCAUGGAAUCAACUUCUUAAUUGCACACCGGAGUGCCAGUCGCAUCCUGGCAGGACUCAUAUUUUCAGCAUUGGGAGACGCUUUUCUCAUCUGGCAGGAGCAGGGCUACUUCAUUCAUGGUCUUCUGAUGUUUGCCAUCACACACAUCCUGUACUCCUCAGCCUUCGGCAUGAAGCCUUUGGACCUGAAAGCCGGCCUGUUGAUGGGCCUUGUUUCCAGUUCCUGUUAUGCCUUCCUGUACUCCUACCUCUCGGGCCCAUUCACCUACUUGGUAGCUGUUUACAUCGCCUUGAUUGGCUUCAUGGGCUGGCGAGCUGUUGCCGGCAUGCAGCUCUGCAAUGACCUCUGGACGUGGACCAAGCUGUCGGCCUGCAUCGGUGCAAUGCUUUUCAUGGUGUCAGACCUGACCAUUGCAGUUAACAAGUUCUGCUUUCCUGUGCCCUACUCACGUGCCAUCAUCAUGGCUACUUACUAUGCAGCCCAAAUGCUUAUUGCAUUGUCAGCUGUAGAGAGCAGAGAUGAAGAGGACUUCAGAAAGAGGAACUAGGCGUGCCAAUAGCUUGUGGACAAUGUGGGUUAUAUCUCAGGUGCUGUAGCUGCAUUCACCCCUGAGAGAGAGCUCCAUUUCUCUAGGCACAUUGGUGAUGUUGAUUUUGCUUCUUUGAAGCAUUACCUUUGGGUUUUUUUUUUCAGUGGCUUUCUCUGAAUAUUGCUUACUUCAGUGUGGAGUCCACAUCAGAAAACUUAAGACUGUCCCUGCAGCAGCUACUUAUUCAACUUUUCCUCUUUGGAAGUGCUGUGCUACUGCAUUGCAUUUGUUAGUCCUGAAACUGAUGCUGAAUGUCUGGGAAGAGGGAGGCUGAUGGAAAGGAGGGUUGGCAGUGCACUGUGCUAGACAACUUGCUUUCAGUAGGGGACAGACAAACCCCCAUCUCUACUAAAUAGGUAAAAAUUAAUUUCAUUGGUAUUUAAGCCAGUCUCUCUUUUAGUGCAUUGCAAACUCAGUAUGCAAAUGGGAGCUAUCAGAACCUUUGCUGAAAGGAAGCCCAGAAGUAGAGUAAAACCAGCACGUUCAGAUGAAGGUUGAGCUUUGGAGGCAAUGGCAGUGUGUGGGCCAGAUCCCAAAAAAACGGAUAGAGGCAAAACACUAAGCAGAGAGCACUUAGCAAGAGAUAUGCUGGGAUGCAGUACUGUGUGCUUUGAUCAUGGCUGAUCAGUGCUCUGGAGCAGGUCUGUGGAUCUGUCCCAGUGCUAACGUGUGACAGAACUAGGAAUUUCAGGGAAAUCUGUGUAACCAGGCCAGUGUGUUCUCUUUCUGCCACAUGUGUGCAGUUAUAUGGUGUCAGCAGCACCAGUGACAGGUGAGCUGUAACGGGAACAUGAAGAACUGUGAUUUUUGCAGAAGGACUUUGAGCAUCUGUCUUACUAAUAUACCUCCUAUCUGCCUCCUUAACAUGGCAAAUAGGAAUCUAACCUUUAUGCCUUUCCUCCUCAGGAUUUUAAUGAAUAAUAUUCCAUUUACUCAUUAAGCUUUUACAGUACUGCUGCUUGCAGUAUUGCUCCCAAAUCUCCCUGUCAACAUUUCCUUUGUCUGAUGUUGGUUAGUCAAGGCCCUCAUCUUGGUUGUGGAUGGUUGUUGCCUUUCACCAACAGGUGGCACAUGAUCAGCGUUGCACCACUUGCUUUUGGAAAGCCCCUUUUCAAUAGAGCUUCCUGAGAAGCGCUGUCCUGUGUGCUCCAAGUGCCUGCCGCUUCCUUCUUGUACUGACAUGAAGGCAGCGAGAAUGUCAGCACCAUCAGGGUUGAGAAAGCCUAUUUAAUUCUGAUCCAAAUUCUUCAUUCAGUUUGUCCAUCUGCUGAAGCAAGAUUACUUCCGACUUCAAACUUUCUUAAAAAGAUACAGAAAGAGGUGCCCCUUUUUAUUAAAGUUUCGAAUGAGCAACUAGUGCAUUGAGGUAUGCAGAGGAAGCUGAGGGUUCUUGCACCACUUCAAGCCAAAACAGACCUAAACAGACUGCACGACUGUAAUCUGCAUGGGCUCCAACAACCCCUUCAAUACGCUCGCAUGAACAGAGCAAACAGGAGGAGCAACCCUUCCUCGUAGGCUGGAAAUCAGUGUUGUCUUCAUACCUAGAGUUCCUGGACCAUUCCAGUUGAAAGCCUGGCACUGAAUCCCUGGAACAGUUGGCAGAGCAGGAAUUCCUCUCCAUGAGGUAGUAUGGCAGGGUCAAGGGGUAGUUAAGGGAAGAUUACCAACCCUACUAGGUUUCCCAUUGAUGUUGAGAGGUGCUAAGUGGGUUUCGUGCGCCUCCCGAGCCUUGCACAAUGGGAUUCAGACACUCCUGCAUUAGUGCAAAUACAGCCAGUGUUACAAAAAAUCUAAGUUAACUGUCCUGACCCUGUAAAAUCAUCUGCUGCUUUUCAGAUAGAGAUCAGAAAGGCCUGCUGCGUUACUUGGGAGGGAAAGCAUUGUAAAUAGCACAGGCCCGUGUAAUCUCUUCCUUUAAUGCUGUUGUGUAAUAUUGUCAGUAUGCAUUCACUGCAGUACAAGGGCCUGUCUGGAGUAAACUGCUAAGGGAAUUUAGAGCCACACAACAUUCUCAUUCAUCAGUAUCGCUUAUCUUCUGGCCGCAGUGUGAACCCUGCAUCGUAGCUCUCUGUGGAUGUCACCUGCUGCUACUCAGCUUGACAGUUUGCGACUCUCUUCUUGCAACAGACUGACCCAGCUAAGAGGAAACAGAGCAUUUGGGGUGAACCCCAACAUGCUCCUAGGGCAUAAGCAAACAGCACGUUUCAGUUUGAUUUACAGCCCACUGUCAUAGUUCAUUCCAGCACACUGAGUCCUUACUUGCCAUUUUUCCAGAGCAUUCUCCCUCGGCUUUCCUUUGCUUUGAAGGAGUGUGUGUUAAUAAGUUAGAAUGUCAGGCUGAGCCAUGACCUCCCUCUUCUCUAGAAAUGAGACAUCAUCAAUUUUCUGAAAGUGUCUCAGUUGCUUUUCUGCAGUCUUUUUUAUCUUGCCUUCAUUUGCUACCCUCCUCUACUAUUAGCCACUGUAUACUUGCAGGGAAGGUUCUUUUAAGUGUUUGUUAAUAGGAAAUCUGCCCUCUUGAUAAAAAGGAUUCUCCCCUCACUGUCAAGAGGUGCUCUUUCUGGCGGCAGAGGUCUCUGGGUGGAGCUAGCUGGAUCGCAUUCCUGCCCAAGAACGUGCGGCAGAGCCCUCCGCAUAGGAAGUGAGAAAGAGGCCUGGGUUGUUCGGCAGUUCACCAGCUCUGGCUCUUUUAAUCAUCAUUUUUUUCUCCUGCUCUACACUUCCUCUUUUAAUCUACAUUACUUGAAUGAAACCAUUUUCCCGCAGGCUGUCUUAACUGCUGUGUGGACACUGAUUUGACAUGAUUUUGAUUUUCAUAAACCUUAGGAAGCACUGAUCGGUUGCUGACUGUUAAAUACAUCUGGCAUGUGCAUGUUGUGUGCGUGUGUGUGAAAACACUUCCUCUUACCCCCAGUGAGGGCAGUCUUCAAUUCAAAAGGGAGCAAACAAGAAAUGGGGAGCACAUGAUUGCCCGCGGCAUCGCCAGUCCUUUCCUGGACUUCCCGUUGCCCAUUUAUGCAUUGUCAAACUGAGAGGUUUGAGCCGUUCUUCCCCUUUUCCUUUCAGGGCCACAGUCUCGGAGGCGCACUCACUCUUUGGCCCAGGCACUUUGCAGAGGGCAUAAAGCACCCUGCAUGCGUGGUGUGCGCCUGGUCCCAGCAGUAUUCGCUCCUUCGCUUGCUAAGUACAGACUUUCUUUUUACUACACUGUACUCAAAAGCCCCUCUGAAAUUCCCAUCUACAGUAACUUGAGGCUAAGCAUAGCGUGCCAUUACUUCUGCUCGCUUUCAUUACCAUAGUUAUCACCCACCCAGGCUCCUAGGAGAUCCUUUGGCUCCUUUUUGGGAAAUAUAACAGUUGUGGCUAAUAUACGUAUGUCAGCCCUCUCUCUCUCCCCCUCCCCCUCUCUCUCCCCCUCUCCCUCUCCCUCCCUCCCCCCCC